GGAAAACCCUAGAAGACGGGUAUCACAUAUAUUAUAUUCUACCCUGCGACGUGGCGGCCGGCAAGUGGCUGGCGUUAGAUUCCAAGGGUUUAGGGUUCUUCGACGCGCUUGUAUGGCGGUGAGCGAUGCGCCUGGCGGGAAUGCGGGGGAUCGUCGCGAUUUCCUCGAGCGCUGGAGCGAUGGCGCUGCGGCGGCGCUGCGGCACGGCUGCUGGGAAUCCCGGGAGCGCUGGUGGGACGGAUGAUCCUCAGGGUUCCAGGCAGGAAAUCGAUCUCUUGUGGCGGCCAGAGGAGAGGAGCAUUGUGUUGCCUCAGCUGGAUCGGAGGAAUAUGGAAUAUCAGGAUAAGCUGGAGCUCGUUUGGGACAAGGUGCGUGACGUUCCUGGGCAUAGAGUUGCUUCCUACAUUAACUGGCUCGUGGAUAUGGGAGAGAUUGAUUCCAAACCCAUGGUUUUGUCGAUCAUCCGCAAGCUGACCAAGCGGCAAAAAUACAAGACGGCUCUAGAUGUUGGAAAUUGGCUGCUCUUCCAGAAAGCUUUCGAGAUCGAUGAUCGAGACUAUGUCCUCCAAGUGGAUUACUACGCGCACGUCGAUAUGUAUCUAGCCGAGAUGGCGUUUAACAGGCUUCCUGACGACAAGAAGACCGAGGAAGCUUACAACUAUAUACUGGCCGGGUAUGUGAGGAACAGGAUGCUCGAGAAGGCUGUGGUAGUCAUGGACAAGAUCAGAGAGCUGGGCCUCGUCUCUGCAUUCUCGUUGGAACAGAUGACGCUGCUCUUCCAUUAUCUGGGGCUCGAGCGUAGAAUCCCAGCGUUGGUGGUAGAAGCAAGGUCGCUCGGUCUUCACUUUCAUCCGCAUUUCCUCAACACUCACCUGUGGAUCAAACGUCGGCAUGGCGAUCUUUCUGGGAUGGAGGAGAUUGUCGAGGAGCUAGAGCUCAUGGGAAGGUCCAACGCAUGGACUUAUAUCUUUAUUGCCUCGGCGUACAUUCAAGCUGGUUUCCCCGAGAAGGCUCACGCAGCACUCGGAGCAGCGGAGGCAGGAAUUAGAAAUGGCCGCUUCAAGAAGCAACGCAAGGUGUACAACAAAAUUCUCCUCCUCUACGGCCUUUUGAAAGACAUGGAGGGGAUCGAAAGAGUGUGGGGAAUACUCAACAGCAGGCCUCUCGUAGCGGUGCACAACCAUCUUUUCAUGAUCGAGGCUCUUGGAAGCGCCGGAAACAUUGGAAGAGCUGAAGAGAUCUUUGAGGAACUAAGAAAGUGUCGUGGAGUACGUAAGGAGUACAGGCAGUUUAUCGUCAUGGCUGGAGCUUAUACCAAGAACGGGCUCAUGGACAAGGCGACCGAAGUACUCUAUGACUAUCCGGCAAAAUACAAAGCUCGACCGGUCCCUGAGCUCUACCACUACUUUAUCAAGGGUUAUAUCAAGCGAAACGAGAAGGACUGGGCCAUCGAGGCGUACGAAGAAGGCCAAAGCCUCGUCCGGUACAGGUCUACCAAGCUGUGGUAUGAAACCAUGCUGGAAGUUAUGAGCAUUUAUGCGGAGAGGGGUGAUGUUACCAGUGCUCUGGCGAUGUUUAAGCACUGCAAGGCUUGCAAGCACAGGGAUAUUCGGAUGUUUACACUCUUGUUCAAGACUUACGUGGUGGCCAAAGAACCUGCUCAUGGCUUGAUCAAGAGAAUGGUUAUGCUGGGAUUCGAGCCAAACGACGAGAUCCGGGAACUUAUACUACAGCUCAAGCCCAUAAGGAAACAGUUCGAGGAGGACCGGUUUGAGAGGAAAGUCUUUGGAAAGCCACACUUGCAAUGGUUAAGAUGGGAAGAUGAUGCGGUCAAGAGGAGAUGGUUUGGAAGAGGACCGCGCAGGAAAGUUAAACAGCUGCUUAGAAAAGUUAAUCGGUACUAUAAAAGGAAGAAGAGGGUCUGGUGCACGGAAGUUCACGAUGACCCCAGCCUGGACUAGUGUAUGCGAGGAAGUUAAAGAUUUCUUGUCGUCCUGGUAA
Molecule: messenger RNA, 2001 nt
Organism: Selaginella moellendorffii
Lineage: Eukaryota; Viridiplantae; Streptophyta; Lycopodiopsida; Selaginellales; Selaginellaceae
Product: pentatricopeptide repeat-containing protein At1g60770
Exons: 2
Coding region: 126-1961 (611 amino acids)
Cellular component (GO): mitochondrion
Molecular function (GO): protein binding
Source: RefSeq, a predicted model, not a curated record